AUGCGCUUCACCCACCUCAUCCUCCUCGCCUCGACGGCCCUCGCCGCCCCCAACGAGCCCUGCUACGCCAACGGCCAAGCCGGCGUCUGCACAACCGACGCAUCCUGCACCAAAGCAGGCGGCACCACCGUCAAGGGCGCCUGUCCCGCCGACGCCGCCAACAUAAAAUGCUGCUUCAAGCCCAAGUGCAACUUUGGCGCCGCCGGUAACUGUCGCUGGGCGUCCGACUGCGCUGGCAGCUCCGUGGGCAACCUGUGCCCCGGCCCAAGCCAGAUGAAGUGCUGUAACAGCAAGGCUACCGGGUUCGGCGGCUACAAGGCGCCCAAGAUUCCUGCCCUCGGCGCCUGCAAGAAGAGUAGCGUGGAGGGGGCUAAGAAGAUUGUUGCUGCGUUUCCCGGGAGGGUGAGGGAGAUUGGGUGCGUGAGGAGCUGCAAGUGUCCUGGGACUUCGGACCAUUGUUGCGGAUUGGCGACUGAUAUGAUGUGCUCUGAUGCUGGUGGUGUGCCUACGCUCUCGGGCAAAGAGAUUGCUGAAUGGGUCAUGCGCAACCGCAAAACUCUUAAGCUCAAGUACGUUAUUUGGGGUCAAAAGAUUUGGCAUCCCGUCACGGAUAAGAACCAGGAGAAGCCAUGGGAGCAGUGGCGCACCAUGGACAACAGAGGCGACGUAACUCAGAAUCACUGGGACCAUGUCCAUGUGAGCUACAAUGCGUAA
Molecule: messenger RNA, 714 nt
Organism: Pochonia chlamydosporia 170
Lineage: Eukaryota; Fungi; Ascomycota; Sordariomycetes; Hypocreales; Clavicipitaceae
Product: d-alanyl-d-alanine carboxypeptidase
Exons: 3
Coding region: 1-714 (237 amino acids)
Source: RefSeq, a predicted model, not a curated record